AUGUUUACCAAACAACGAGCUCUCCUGCUCCUCGGAGCUUCUGGCUUGCUUACCAGCGCUUCAACCGUUCCUCUUCAACGUCGGGAUGAUGGGUGUGGAAAGCCACAUCACUCCGGUUACAACAAUAGCACCGCCAGUCAUACGCUUGACUCAGACCGUACCUACACCAUUUAUGUUCCCGAGAACUACGAUGCCGACCAUAAAUACCCCUUGAUCUUAGACUAUCAUGGCGCCAAGGGUGAUGCCAACGGUCAGCACAAAAAUUCGCAGUAUGAUUUGAGCUCUCGUGGAAAACAGUAUGUGGUAGUUUACCCCAAUGGUAAAGUCGACAAAGAUGGGGAGGAUCAAGCUUGGGGUGGAGCCCCUUACACAAACACCACGCCAGCAGAAGAUCUCCAAUUCACCCAAGAUCUGGUGACGCAUAUCAAGGAACAAUAUUGCAUUGAUACGAACAGAAUCUACGCAUCCGGAAAGAGCAAUGGCGGCGGCUUCGUAGACACCCUCGCCUGCUCCAACACAGGCGACCAAUUCGCCGCAUUCGCCAUGGCAGCCCCAGCACUCUACACCGACGACAACAGCACCGCCUACCUCAAACUCUGUCCCAAAAAACGCGCCAUCCUAGAAGUCCACGGCGCAAAAGACAAAACCAUCUGCUACGACGGCACGGACAGUUCAACUUACGACUGCCACACGAAAAAAAUCCCACAAAUCGACCAGUGGGUUUCCUGGUGGGGUCAACGAACCUGUGGUAAAAAUGCCAAACCCGAUGAUGCUGCUGCUCAUCGACCCGUCGCGCCGGAGAAUUUCGAGGCGACGUCUUAUUCUUGCGGGGAGUAUGAGCGGAUUGUUACGCAUUAUAAGGGGGAGGAAAUGGGGCAUUGUUGGCCUGUUAUGAGGGAGCCGGAGAAUGGGGAUGGGGGGAGGAGUUAUUGUAAGGAUCGAUCGAUGCAGUUUACGGAUUAUGUGUUGGAUUUCUUUGAGACUUGGGAUUUGGAGAAGGCGCCUAAGAGUCCUAAGGGGAGUACUUGA
This is a messenger RNA of Ramularia collo-cygni, 1029 nucleotides long. RefSeq lists its product as uncharacterized. NCBI's taxonomy places the organism in Eukaryota, Fungi, Ascomycota, Dothideomycetes, Mycosphaerellales, Mycosphaerellaceae. Gene Ontology annotation, molecular function: feruloyl esterase activity. Gene Ontology annotation, cellular component: extracellular region. The record is from RefSeq and is a predicted model, not a curated record. Bases 1 to 1029 code for a protein of 342 amino acids. The transcript has 4 exons.